AUGGCGUCCGUCCGCCAGGCCUGCCGCCCGAGGCACCAGGUCUUGACGCUGAAGUGCUAUCCGCAAUACCAGAAGGGAGUCGUGGAAGUCAAGCCGAACCCGAGCGAGCUGUCAUACCUGCUAUACUAUCUGAGCACGCGUCGCAGCAAGCUGACUAAGGUCGGCGCUUUUCUUACAAAACGAGUCUCUAAAGAUGUCUGGAGGCGCAGAUUGGGAAAUGUUCAGGUUGCGCUUCACAUUCUGACCGCGCUCAUCGAAAAAUGUCCGCGCGACCUGCCCAUCUACGCGCGCUUCGUCCUUACUAUCAUCGAAACCGUCCUAUGCUCAAAUGACAUUUCCAUGGUGGAAGAUUCGAUCGCGACCUUUGAGACCUUCUGUCGGCACCAGGACAUCGCAAUCAUCGCAGCGGAACAAAGUCUCGCCCAGCAAUACAGAGAAGUUGUGCGAUGCUACGCCAACUUUGCGGAUCCUUCAUCCUCGACCUACUCUCCUACCAAAGUCAGCCUUCCCGUAGCAAUUCGAUGGAGAAACGCCGGUCUGCGUGCGAUCAAGGGUGUCGUCAGUUCUGAGAGCCUUGCCGCUGAUGGAGGGACAUCCUUGAAACUCAUUCUGCCUGUCAUUUUGGAAAACCUUUACUCGGAAGCUGAAGACGUGCUGGUUCCGCUCAAGGUCAGGCUUCACGAGACCGACAGGGCUGAAGACGAUGCGACUCGACCCCGCCGAAUGAGCGUCACAACAGUUCACACGGUUGACACUGCCGAAGGUGACCCGGCACUAGCAGCACAGUCAACGGCCGAUGCAGAUAAACAAGCAGAAAUGAAUGCGCGAUUGCUGGCCUUGCGCUGUCUUGAGAGAAUCAUUGUAUCCGGGAGCAACCGGGGCCAAAUUCGAGUUGCAGCUUCAGUCGCUCUACAAUUCAUUGCCAGCAAACGAUUUCCCGAAACAGCUAUUCAAGACCAAUCCGGCGCCGCGAAAGAAGGUGGAAACUGGGCUACUUCUCUCAUUGAGCUGAUUGCAAAUUGGUGCCCCGUCCAGGUCCGGUUUGUCAUUUUAAUGGCUGCCAUGGACAUUUUGCACGAAACAAAGCCCACGGAAGACGCUCUGGACUCCUCCUUCACCAUUCUUUCUGUGGUGGACUGGCUUCUAAAGUCAUCGGUCAACAUGAUCGGGCUGAGUGUCAUGGACAUAUUAUUCGGCCUCAUGCACUACGUCUCCGAGAUUCUAUCCAACUCUGGUCAACCUGGUGCCGAGGACCCCGAGAAAAACACGGAAUCGCAAAUUGACGGGGCAGGGCCUAUAACGGAACGGAGAAAAAGCUUACUUACCCUGUUAGAACAGUGCAUUGGUGAUCUGGCAACCCAUAUCUAUUACGGAGACCAAGUUGCUGAUAUGAUCCGGGCAAUCCUGCGGCGCUUCAAACCAACUGCAACCAUGGAUAGUGCUGCACAGUCUUCCCUGGCUACGGUUCAUGAAGCAGGCGUGGCGCCGCCUGCUGAAACUACUCAGACGGGAGAUGCCAAUGGAGAAAAGACGCACGGGGAUGCGAUUUCUCAUGAUGCCGCCAAAUUGACUGCCCUCCGGGCCGUGAAAGCCAUUCUACUGGUGUCUAACUUGAGAGCCCCGGGUGUCGCCAGUAGUCCUGAAUCUCGGAACCAAGUGGGUAUCCACGUGUGGGAAGGAACGCAAGGGCUUCUGCGAGACUCCGAUCAGGAAGUUCGUCGCGCGUAUGCCGAUGCCUUCCUAACAUGGCUCUCACUUGAGACCAACAAGCGUGAUCUCAAAGUGCGAGUGGAUAUUCCGAAGUAUAUCAAGCCGUCAUCAAAACGCGAUUCCGAGCAACCGGACAAGACGAAUCGGCGGAGCACCUCAGCCCCGGGUAACCAGAGGGAAAAAGUGGCCCUGGCUGCGCAAUCAACCUUCCUGCGCCUGCUGCACCUGGCUAUCUACGAUGCUGCUCUUGAAAGCCCCACGGCCGAGUCAGAAAUACUCCUUCUUCACCUUCUUCUAGCAAGCCUUGUCGAAAAAUUGGGAGUCAAUGCAGUCCAAUAUGGUCUUCCUAUGGUUCUGAAACUACAAGAGGAUCUGUACACCUCUGUUGAUCUGGGAAGAUUUGCGGCUCGCGUCAAUAUCGGUAGCCUCGUUCACGGAUAUCUGCUGGCUUUGUCGGAGAAGUUCAAUUUCGAGUCUACGCAUGCAGGUGUCGAAGUCCGCAAUGAAAUUGAGAAACGACAAAGCAAAAAACAGUGGUUUCCCAAGAUUCGGUUGCCCCCGGCUGGCUUGGAUGGUAUCCCCGUCGAUCAGGCACCAUCCACCAACGACGAGUCCACCUCGUCCAUUACUCUGACGCCUUUCCGAAAUGUCGAUGACCUUGUCAAUGGAAUUGACGAUGCCUACCGCCAAACCAUCUCCUCGCCGCCGCAGAGCCCACCAACCUCCCCGCCGGCACGAGGGUUUAGCUUCCCAGUCUUGAAUCACGCCUCCGUGGCACCGCAGUCCAAAACAGAUAGCGGCCUUCCAUCAUCCGUCAGAGAACAGAUGCUAUCGGCUUGGUCCCGGGAGUCUUGUUUGGCCGCCGUGGAGAAGGAGAGUAUCAAGACUCUGUCCAUCAACGGCUCGCGCGGAGGUACUAUCACUCGCAACGGCCAGGCUAACGGCGCUGCAAACGGCUCCCCUGCCGGCUCGGCUUCUAACAAACACCGCCGAAUGAGUGUUCCUGAGAUUUCGCGCACCUCGGAGCCUAGCUCCACCCGAGGGUCCCCAGUCCGCGUCACCGAGUUGCGUCGUGUGCUGUCUGUGAAUCACGACACCCAGCCUCGGAAAUUGAGCCCACUGCGUGGCCAGCUUGAUGCCUCGAAUGCCAGUGUAGUGUCUUCCGGUAGUGAAAGCAUGGUCAGUGCUGCUUUCUCAGUCUAUGGGGUGGAUGGAGAUGGCGCGUCUGUUCAGCAAGACGGAGAGCAGACACCGGAAGAAGAUGGCGUGGAAACACCCCGGGCAUCAGCAUCAGAAAUUGCUCUUUCGGGGAACAAGACCCCAACAGAUCCUCAAGUGCCGACACUGAGCCGGGUGAACUCCGAAGAAGAUAUUCCUCCAGUUCCUCCCAUUCCUCCCAGUCUCUCCAUCCCCGGUGGCUUCCCAAACGACUCGCAGCGGUCUUUAGUUUCAGUUGAUCGCCCAGCGACUGCUCCCGAUACCUCGCGGCAGUUUUCAGUGAAGGACAAGUCUGAAGCAGCCCAGAAUUCUCGAAACGCGAACCUUACCCGCAAUAAAAGCCGAUCCAACAAUAACCUCGCUGCUGGCAUCAGUGAGGUCUUCCGGGGCGCCGAGACCAACGGGUCUGACGCUCUGGACAGUGCCCAACGAGCCCAACUGAGGAGGAUUCUAGACGGGUACCUCUCGCCCGAUGGCAGCAUACUGGCGAAUGGAGACCGACCGGCAACCGCAAUCCCGGCCUCCAAGGCCCCGCUGGGCGGCGGCUACACCAGCAGACGGCAAGUUAGUGGCAAUGGUAUCGGACGACCCCCCUACUAG
This is a messenger RNA of Penicillium argentinense, 3528 nucleotides long. RefSeq lists its product as uncharacterized. The transcript has 2 exons. Gene Ontology annotation, biological process: protein localization to plasma membrane. The coding region runs from base 1 to 3528 and encodes 1175 amino acids. Lineage: Eukaryota; Fungi; Ascomycota; Eurotiomycetes; Eurotiales; Aspergillaceae. Gene Ontology annotation, cellular component: plasma membrane. The record is from RefSeq and is a predicted model, not a curated record.